This is a messenger RNA of Cynoglossus semilaevis (tongue sole), 565 nucleotides long. RefSeq names its product H2B.K variant histone 1 (gene h2bk1). Gene Ontology annotation, cellular component: nucleosome. The transcript is spliced from 2 exons. Gene Ontology annotation, molecular function: DNA binding; structural constituent of chromatin; protein heterodimerization activity. The coding region runs from base 140 to 490 and encodes 116 amino acids. NCBI's taxonomy places the organism in Eukaryota, Metazoa, Chordata, Actinopteri, Pleuronectiformes, Cynoglossidae. The record is from RefSeq and is a predicted model, not a curated record.
UCAGCUCUGUUGCAUAAACAGAGACGUCCAAAGAGCAAAGAGGUGGAAAUUUACUCCUAAAACCCCCCUCCCCCCCAAAAAACAAAAAACAAAACACAUCUUUACUUUAAUUCUAUCAACUUAGAACCCUGUUUGCAGUAUGACUGGUGAUCUGUCUAAAAAGAAAGUUAAGAGCUCGGGUGACAAAAGGGCCAAAAGGAAAGUCAAACGCAGAGAGACUUACGCCAUGUACAUCUAUAAAGUAUUAAAACAGGUCCACCCUGACACGGGUAUAUCCAGCAGGGCCAUGAGCAUCAUGAACUCCUUCGUUAACGACCUGUUUGAGAGAAUUGCCACGGAGGCAUCGCGCCUGGCUCAGUAUAACAAGCGCUCCACCAUCACCAGCAGAGAGGUGCAGACCGCGGUGAGACUGCUGCUGCCCGGAGAGCUGGCGAAACACGCCGUGUCCGAAGGCACCAAGGCGGUCACUAAGUACACCAGCUCCAAGUGAACCUCUGGAGAAUCGGACCAUAACUUUGCAUGACUUUUUGAGCGGCUUCAAUAAACGCACACAAACUAAAUGUUU